CAAUUUUUAUUUUCUGUCACAUUUUUAGUCUACAAAUAUUUGCAUUCACCAAUAUUUUUCUGCUGCUUCCACCUUGUUAUUUUUUAAUUCCAAUGGAUCCAACAAAAGUCGGACAUGUUCGAUUUCCACAAUAUGAUGGGCAACGUUUCCUAAUUGCAGUUAUAGCGAAAGAAGAAAUCGUUGCAGGGUUUGCUCUGGCUGGAAUUGGAGAAUCUCUGGGCAUGGGGAGCAAUCAAGUAAAUUUUAUGGUGGUCACUAAGAGUACACCUUUAAGAGCUGUAGAAAAUUAUUUAAUUACGGUCUAUUAUCGUUCCGACAUUGGUGUUAUAUUAAUUGAUUCUGAUAUUUGGUUCUUUCUUGAGCCCACAUUUAUUAAAAUUAAAAACAAAUUGUUACCCAUUGUGUUAAAAAUCCCAACGAAGCAAUUGCCGCCAAUGAUUGAAACUCAAAUUCAUUAGCUAGAUAAAUUAAAUUUAUAAAGAUAUUUUGAGAGAGAAAAAAAAAACAAAAGAA
Molecule: messenger RNA, 513 nt
Organism: Musca domestica (house fly)
Lineage: Eukaryota; Metazoa; Arthropoda; Insecta; Diptera; Muscidae
Product: V-type proton ATPase subunit F-like
Exons: 3
Coding region: 93-458 (121 amino acids)
Biological process (GO): monoatomic ion transmembrane transport
Cellular component (GO): membrane
Molecular function (GO): proton-transporting ATPase activity, rotational mechanism
Source: RefSeq, a predicted model, not a curated record